Molecule: messenger RNA, 1716 nt
Organism: Phytomonas sp. Hart1
Lineage: Eukaryota; Euglenozoa; Kinetoplastea; Trypanosomatida; Trypanosomatidae
Source: the annotation of a GenBank genome assembly
AUGCCCAACCCGCGCACCGACCUGCGUGUGUCCGCGCUGACCGCUGCCGCUGUCCUGCUCGCGCUGCUUGUCGGGGCCCCGCUGAUCGCUGCGGGGCACCGUUGUAUCUUCGACGAGCUGCAGCGCCUGCAGCUGGCGACCGGCACCAGUGCCGUCCCCGAUGUGGGGGACCGCGGGGCGCCGCAGGGGCAGGGUGCGGAGCAGCAUGGCAGCAUCACCGCCACUGACCCAUGGGAGCCGAUCCGCAUCUCGGUGUUCACCAGGGACCUCGACGACAGCUCCCGCUACUGCACUCAGCCAGGGGAGAUGAGGCCUGAUUUCUCUGGCUCCAUGAUUAAAUGCAAUCCCGAUAACAUUCUCACCGAUGAAAAGAAGCAACUGAUUCGUAAGCAGAUAAUCCCCAGCGCGGUGCAGAUGCACAGGGAACACCUGCUGGUGCGGCCGAUCAUCGGCAACAUCCGUGUUGAUCACUUUAAAGGGGGCCUCUGCCCGUACUUUACGGUUCCCCAGUCCCACCACACCACCGGUGUGCCUGAUACCGACUUCGUGCUGUACGUUGCAGCGGGACCAACUGAACUUGGUGUUAACGCGUGGGCAGUCUACUGCCAGUUUGACCGCAGUGGCCGCCUUCAGGUGGGUGUUGUCAAUUUGGGGCCUCGAUACGCUCUGGAUGUUUUCCUUUCCACACGUAUCCUGACGCAUGAGAUACUGCACACGUUGGGAUUCCACAUUAAUAUGUUCCAGUUCAGAGGAAUGACUAUUGAUGUGUCUGUUCGCGGUAAGAAUAAAAGUUCUGUUCUGAAGUCACCAAAAGUUGUGGAAGUCGCGAGGGAGCAUUACGGAUGCAGCACCAUGCAGUACGUGGAGUUGGAGGACAUGGGUGGCACGGGAGCUGUGGGUUCUCACUGGAAGAUGCGCAAUGCAAAGGACGAAUUGAUGAGUCCUAUCAACGGUACAUCUUUUUACACCACCUUUACCAUCGCGGCGAUGGAAGACACGGGCUACUACAAAGGCAACUACAGUAAUGCUGAAAGCAUGUCAUGGGGUAAGAAUGCCGGCUGCCUGCUGUUUGAUAAGAAAUGCGUAAUUGACGGUGUGUCGCAGGUGCCGGAGAUGUUUUGCGUCGUUAAUACUACUAACAAGAGUGAGCUCAAGUGCGCAUCAGACCGGAUGGGCAUCGGAUGCUGUUUGAUAACAAAACAUACCAGCAUGCCACCAUAUUUCCAGUACUUCCCCGAUCCGACAAUCGGUGGUACUGAAGUCUGGAUGGAUUACUGCCCAUACAUAUUAUCAAUUUUUAUCACUACGUGCCUAAAUGGGAAUGCAACAAUUCUGCCAGGUUCUGUGUUUUCAAAAUCUGCGCGAUGCUUUUCAGCUGUCCCAAACACUACCCUCCAGAUAAAAAGUGACAAAAAUAUGUUUUCUAUCUGUGCGGACGUGCUGUGCGACGAGGGCACCUCGAAGUAUCAGGUGCGCGUGAAGGGUGGGACUGAUUUCGUGGACUGCCCACCCGGAAGCACCCUUGUGCUCUCGAAGUACAGUACAGAGUUUAAGUCUGGCGCGAUCGAGUGUGCACCAUACGAGGAGGUGUGCAACACAAACUAUUACCGAAUCGAGACCCAUCGCAUCCCCGCAUCCGGUACAACUAACAUCGCGUACCACUUCACUUACACGCUUGUGGCGGCCCUGGCUGUUCUGAUUGUCCUUGCUGAAUGA